AUGGAUCAUAAACACCCUUUACCUCUCUCCACUACCAGAACUCCCGCGGCCACUUUCCCUCUGACCCAUGGCUCCGCACGAUCCAAUGAAAUCAUCGAACCACCAACACCACCCACCAACCGACCAUCACCCUUUCACCAUGAUGAACCCGAGGCCAACGCUUUCAAUGCAAACGCAAAUGCAAAUGCAAAUACAACAGAGUCCCGACCAAGACACUCCCAUCGCCAUCUAUCCGACUGGCACAAUCACAAUUUAGACGGAGCUAAAUCCCAUCACCGCCAUAAACACAGCAAGUCGCGCGAGAUCCGCCUCCCACGUCCAAUGAGCCAUCUUGCGUCAUCGGCAAGUGCCCGCGGUCUACUUCCCACCUGGUCGGGAAUUAGAGAUAAGGAUCGAGAAGGCGAUGAUGGGUUACUACGGCCUAUUACACGAGAGACCACUCGAUCGCGCUGGGGGUCAGAUUCGACCUCGGGAUUAGGCUCCCGGAGUCGCAGUCGGACGGGCAGUCUCCUGGAUCCCGCAGAACAACAGGAACGACUAGGUCCGAUUCGGAGACAACAGAUUCAGUCAGCGGCGGAUUUGGAGCAAGUAACAAAACGAAGGAAACAGGGUGAACAAUAUCUCCGCUCUGCACUCUCCUCCAUCGGAACAUUAGCGACUGAAAUCACCCGGCGACUGGACUAUACAUAUUACAAUCUACUCGAAAAAUGUACCUCAUUAAACUCGACCAUCGGUUCAUUCCAGGACCUCUCAGACUCCGCAUCGACCCUCCUCAAUGAUUUCGAACACGAGACAGCCGGACUCGACCAAGAGAUCCGAAAACAGUUAAAUGACCUACGAGGAUUCGAGCCACAAACCAAAAAGGCCGACGCUCUAGGGAAACGAAUGAAGCUUGGACGGCAACGAGUCGAGGACCUCGGUAAAAGACUAGAUACUGUUCGUGGGGAGAUUGAUCGCUGGGAACAACGAGAGUCAGAGUGGCAGUCUCGAGUGAGGCGUCGACUACGGAUCUUCUGGACGAUCGUGACAGGAGGCUUACUUGUUCUGAUAUUGGCGCUUGUCAUUCAGAACUGGCCUACGUCGGAAUUCCCAGAUCAACUUCCUGGUUCUAAUGAAGCAUGGAACCAGACCGGGUCGCUUGAUAUCACAUCAUCGGGAACAUGGGACUUCGCUGUGGAUUCACCGAUGGUCACUGGUUCUUCCUGGUAUCCCUCUAGUCUGGCAGCUCGCCAAAAGAGCUUGGAACAUUCGAAAAGUGAAGCUCUCACUAGUUCUCGGACGAGGUCCGACGCCGCCCCUACUGAUCAUGACCCUCUACGUGUAUUUGAUGAACUAUAA
Penicillium angulare is the source of this 1338-nucleotide messenger RNA. RefSeq lists its product as uncharacterized. The coding region runs from base 1 to 1338 and encodes 445 amino acids. The transcript is spliced from 2 exons. The record is from RefSeq and is a predicted model, not a curated record. NCBI's taxonomy places the organism in Eukaryota, Fungi, Ascomycota, Eurotiomycetes, Eurotiales, Aspergillaceae.